UAUAUAUAUAUAUAGAGAGAGAGAGAGAGAGAGAGAGAGAGAGAGAGAGAAGGGAUCUGUUGUCACCUCCCCCUGUGCGAUUGAGAAAGCCUACCCACAUGGCAAGCGUCGGUCAAUGCUUCCACAUGAGUAGACUCUCUCAGUCGCGCAAGGAAGGUGGGCAGCAAAUCAACUUCUUACAGGGUUGUUAUCCUGUCUGACUCACCGUGUACGCAUGUCGUGGCAUCCAAAAGUGAUCCAAGCGCCCCAAAGUGAACGAACUCGGGGCAUCUAGAUCACUUCUGGAUGCCCUGACCACACAGUCGUGAAUCAUGAUAUAUAUAUAUAUCAUGAUUCAUAAUUUGAUCCAUCUUUAUUUAUGCCAGUGUCAUGAUUCAUAAUUUGAUCCCUGCAACUUUGUUUAGCAGAUUGAUGUAUUAGAUCUUCUGGUGCCAUUUCUUUUGUUCUUGGAUGAAGAAGCUGAAGUGACCCAACAUCCUUUCUAUCUGGUGCUCUUGUAGUCAAGUAAACUUUUCUUUAGAAAAUUUUGGAGACGUAUUAUCCUGAUGGUGAAUCAAUCUUUUAGUUGAUAGAUGAUAUUACAGAACUUUUAACUCGCUUUUGUUUUUUUUUUAAUUAAAUUUGGAGAAAGCAUUGGGCCACUAAGUGGUUACAUCUUUGUCUUAUAUUUUUAACUUCUUGCAGCUUUAUUUCCAUCAAAGUGAGUAGAUGCUCAUGUUAUGUUUUGUUUUCUGCAUUCAUGUCUUCCAUGGACCUGUGUGUGUGAAGUCAACUUUAUAAAAGCUGGUUCGAUUAGAAAGUCCUGAGAUGAAAGGCACCUCCAUAAAGUAGGAUAUAAAGAAAGAUUACUUUUCUAUCAAAACAUAUUUCGCCAAGAGUAUGUAUACCAUUCUGUUAUGUUUAAACAAUGGCCCAUUAUUCAAGUAGAGAGCAUCUCAAAUAUUGCUCGUGUUGCUUUAGCUCUUUGGAUUUUUCUUAUCUUAGAUAGGGAUAGAAGUAGAGUGGGAAUCAUAUUUUUUUUAAUGCUACAUUAACUCUUUGAAUGAUAAACAGGUAUUUGAAUUCUUUUUUUUUUAAUCUUGACUUGGAGGUUAUGAGAAUAAUUUUCUUUUGGAUUACAAAUGAUAGAUUAAAUCCCUAUCAACAUUGUUGUUAUACUGAUUUGUGCCCUACACAUUAAUAAUAAUUCUUCUGAAUUUAAUUCACUUACUAUUACUUACUCAUGCAUACAAUACUUAAACUGUCUAAUAAGUAACUCCUGAAAUCCAAAUUAAAAAUGAUAAUCAAGCGGAUACUUCAUUCAACAACAGGAUGAUCUGUGCCAAUAUUUGGUUAAAUUAUGUGCAAACUUAUUACAUGUUCAUACCACAUGCAUUACACAACAAUAAGCUACAUGGUUUCUAUAAUACACAUGCUUUCAAUCAUGCCCAACUUAAUCAUGAGCAACAUUUAGAUGACAACUUUAUCUCAUCAACAGAAGGUGACAAAUCCUCGUUGCCAAGGCAGGGUAAGGCAUCCUAUUCAUAUAUCUCCACCCCCAAAAGCAGCAAAGCAUGGCAUCAUCCUCAUUACCUGAAACAAGAAUAUUACUUAAUUUCCAUGAUCAAUCAUCUCUAUCUCUAUAAAUAAUCCCACAGGUCACCAACAAGCAUCGCGUUUGUCCAUAUAUUAAUUGACUUUUAAUUCUAUGUUGUUCGCAACACUUGAUAAAGUAUUCAUCAUUUAAUUUGGCAUGUGUUUCCGGUGCCGACGUCGCCGGUCGGCGUGGAACGAGUACAGGGUGUGCUUCUUCUUCCGACUCCGAUUCAGGCCGGCAUCAGUUGAGCCGCCGGAAGCGAUCAAGAAGGAGUUCGAUGAGUACGCCAAUGAUGGCGGGAUGAUGGGAGUCCACGAGCUGGCCGAGUUCCUGGCAAAAGUGCAAGGGGAGCCUGCCGGCACCUCCUUGGAGGCGGCGCAGGCCAUCAUCGAUGGCGUCAGGGAAGUGAACCCCCUGAGGGUGUUCCAGAAGAAGAAAGACCUUUCACUGGAUUCCUUCUACCGGUUUCUCUUCUCCGAUGACAACGCCGCUCAUCCUCCUCUUGGAGUUUACCAAGAUAUGACUGCUCCACUAGCUCACUACUUCAUCUUCACAGGCCACAACUCCUAUUUAACAGGCAACCAACUCAGUAGCAUUUGCAGUGAUGAACCGAUCAUACAGGCAUUGCAAAAUGGAGUCAGAGUCAUUGAGCUUGAUCUAUGGCCAAAUAAAACACAUACUGCUAUUGACGUGGUUCAUGGAGGGACAUUAACUCACCCAGUGGAACUCAUCAAAUGCCUGACCUCCAUCAAGAAAUUUGCCUUUAAAACAUCUGAAUAUCCAGUGAUCAUCACUUUUGAAGACCAUUUAGAUGCAGGCCUUCAAGCUAUAGUAGCUCAGAUGUUAAUUGAGAUUUUUGGAGACAUGCUGUUUACUUCAGACUCCAAGUCUCUUCAAAAAUUUCCUUCGCCAGAAGAACUGAAAAUGAGAAUCAUAAUCUCCACUAAACCACCGAAAGUGUACCUUGAAUCAUCAUCCAAGGUCCCCAAGGAAGAAGAAGAAGAACAAAAGGGAGACCAAGUGAAGCCAUGGAGUGGAGAACUUUCCGAUCAUGAAGACAAGCCCAGUGAUGUCAGUAAUCUGCCAAAAAAAACAACCUGUGAUUUGAUUGAUUUAUCUGAUAAAGUUGUUCACUUACAGAUUCAGAGACAAGUAACUGAACAUGAUGAUGAAGAAGAAGAUCAGAUAGUAGCGCCUGAGUACAAGAAUCUGAUUGGAAUCACAGCUAAGAAACUGAAGGGUGAUUUAGGGGCUGCUCUCAAGAUUGAUCCUUUCAGUGUGAGUCGUCUCAGUUUAAGUGAACUAGCAUUGGAGAAAGCCACUCUCUCCCAUGCAACAGAACUUGUGAGGUUUACUCAGACGAACUUGCUGCGGAUAUAUCCGAAGGGCACCCGAGUUACUUCUUCCAACUACAAACCGUUGCUGGCUUGGACUCAUGGUGCACAGAUGGUUGCACUAAACAUGCAGGGGCAUGGCAAAGAGCUGUGGCUGAUGCAGGGCAUGUUCAGAGCAAAUGGAGGCUGUGGCUACGUGAAAAAACCAGAUAUGUUACUGAAGAAUGAUGAUCCCAAUAAUGUCUUUGAUCCUAGAGCUGCAUUGGUAGUGAAGAAGAUUCUGAAGGUGAGGGUGUACACCGGAGAUGGCUGGCGAUUUGAUUUCGACAAGCAUUACUUUGAUUCUUACUCUCCUCCAGAUUUUUAUACAAGGGUUGGGAUCGCUGGAGUGGGAGUUGAUACUGCAAAAAUGAAGGAAACGCAUGCUAUUGAGGAUGACUGGACGCCUGUUUGGGACGAAGAGUUUGAGUUCCAGUUGAGGGUUCCCGAGCUUGCGCUGCUCCGCGUUGAGGUCUAUGAGCAUGACAUGUCAGACCCCGAUGACUUUGCAGGGCAAACUUGCUUGCCAGUGUGGGAACUGAGGACUGGAAUCCGGUCAGUGAGGCUCUGUGACCAUGAGGGGAAGACACUGCCGUCAGUGAAGCUGCUGAUGCGCUUUGAGAUAGUUGAUGUGGUUUGAGACUGAAAUUGAUCACCGACUGAGCAUAUGAAGAUGAACUAGUUCAUUUAUAUUUGUUCACUAAUUAUCAUCAAAACAACUUCUAAAAACAUCUUUAUUUUCCAUGUUAUAAUUUAUAACUACUGUAACAUAUAUAUAUUUCAAUUCUAAUCAACGCUACUAAUAGUAA
This is a messenger RNA of Zingiber officinale, 3758 nucleotides long. RefSeq names its product phosphoinositide phospholipase C 2-like. The record is from RefSeq and is a predicted model, not a curated record. Gene Ontology annotation, biological process: phosphatidylinositol-mediated signaling; lipid metabolic process. The transcript is spliced from 8 exons. Gene Ontology annotation, molecular function: phosphatidylinositol-4,5-bisphosphate phospholipase C activity. Lineage: Eukaryota; Viridiplantae; Streptophyta; Magnoliopsida; Zingiberales; Zingiberaceae. Bases 1733 to 3589 code for a protein of 618 amino acids.